AUGGCAAACUUAACUUCAGCCACGUUGUGGAGCGUAUUCCUUCGCUCGCUGUCACGCUUGGAGGUCUCAUUUCAUUUCCUCUCGCGCAUUCGAGAAAGCACUUUCGGUUUCCUGGCGUCUUCCUUCUCGAGAGACAUCUCCUCGUCGCACGUCGUUCAUCAUCACGGCAAGGCUUCUUCACUCAGAGAAUCAUCUCUAUUUCCUUUAUCCUUCAUUUUUCACCGAAUCAUUCAUAGAGCUAAACCCUCUGUUGGGGUUUCUUCUCCUUUUCACCAUUUCCCUUCGAUUCCACCGAUUAAAACCUUGUUUUCACCAUUAGAAACAUUUUCCACCGAUUCAACUUUGAUUUACACCGAUCAAUCGGUCCAGAAUAGGUUUCCUUCUUCUUCUAGGGUUUCUAUCAAGUUUAAUCCUUUGUUUCUUGUUCUUCUUCGAGUUUUUGUCAUAUUUUCGCUACGUCUUCUCUUUGGAAGAAGCUUCGAGGAUUCGCGUCGCGCCUACAGUCAUCUUCUCAGAGCUGCUCUUCCAACCGUAGUUAUAGUUCACAUUCUUCUCUACCCCUACUUGAACACUGAUGCGGGGACAAUGUCUCCUUUCGAGCAUGCGGAGGUUUUCGUCUUAGAUGAUAGCGGAGAGUUUGUUAUUGAGAAGGAGAGAAGAGGAGAUUAUGGAAGAGGAGAGGUCAAGCUCGGGCAGCCUUGGGGGAGUUUGUUGAGGCUAUUGAAGAUUUGACUAAGGCUUUAGAGUUUGAAACCAACUCAGCAGAUAUUUUACAUGAGAGAGGGGAUAUUGAGUCCAUGCCUUUUAUUGAAGCACUGCUGGAACCGUAUUUAUGCAGUUUAAUUUGUUAAUUUCAUGGUUUUGAUGGUUUUCUUUUUUUCUUUUUUCUUUUAAAAUUGAAUUUCAUACUUUUGCAUUUUAAGUGGUUUAAGUUCAUGCAAUAUCCUAAACCUUUUCCUUUGAAUUUAUCCUAAAGUGUUUGGGUCUUCAAACUAAUUCCUUUAUCAUUUACAGUGUUGCAGCAGAGCCUAAUUUGAAGGAGUCGACUGCAAGGAAAAAAAUUUAUGACAGAUGUGAUGAAACUGUGAGUGGCAGACAUCUCAAAUAUGCAUCAUCUAAAGAAAAAGAAAAAACAUGUGCAUAGAUAUUUAUUU
This is a messenger RNA of Vigna angularis (adzuki bean), 1154 nucleotides long. RefSeq lists its product as uncharacterized. The record is from RefSeq and is a predicted model, not a curated record. The transcript is spliced from 6 exons. NCBI's taxonomy places the organism in Eukaryota, Viridiplantae, Streptophyta, Magnoliopsida, Fabales, Fabaceae. Gene Ontology annotation, molecular function: CTP synthase activity. Gene Ontology annotation, biological process: pyrimidine nucleotide biosynthetic process. The coding region runs from base 1 to 732 and encodes 243 amino acids.